AUGAAUGAGUUAUUUAGGAAAUCAUUUUAGGCUUCAACAGUUGAUACUAGAUAAAGGUUGGCAUCCAGAUAGGCAAAAUAGCAUUAAGAUACAACCAUUCCAAAAUCGAUUCUAGAUCAAAAUGGAAUCGAAAGAUGGAUCAAUGAUAUUUUGAGAGAAGCUUGUUUAAAUGAGAAAUAGAACAGUUUGAACAAAUUGGGUCUUGACAGAAAUACUUUAAAGGUUGUAAAUGACUCUCUAAUUUUCAUUGUAGAGUGCCGGAGUUAAGGAUGAAGACGUUAGUAGGCUUUAUCGCAGCAUGUUUGUUUAUACAGUGGGAUUUUAUGAAAUGCUUCAUGAAAUGCUUAGAAAUUUAUAGUUAACAGCAGCCAUUUGGAAGGUCUUUGGAAUACUUUUGGAAUAUGUUGCUAAAGGAGAUUUUUAAUUUACAAUAAAUUAAAUAUAGUAAGAAACUUAAUAAAAAAUUGAAGAGCUGAAUGAGACAUUGACUUAAAGGGAGACUAAAUUUAAAUUAGUCGAAAAAAAGGCAUAGGAAGAAAUAAUUCAAUUAUAGAGCAUGUUAUAAGAUAUAACGGAUUAGAAUAAUGUGUUAAAAUUACAGAGAGACAAUGCUGAGCUAGAUUUCCAAUAAUCUAAUACAGCAUUUGAAGAAGAAGUAGCCUUAAGAAUCAAAUUUGAAUAUAGAAUUAAUGAAAUUACGUCCAUAUAUAGGGAAUUAGCUUAAAGUUACUCAUAAUUGUGUGAGGAACUCCAAGAAAUAAGAAUACUGUAUGACAAGACUAGUAAUGAUUUAAUGAAAUCCAAGAAAUAAUUAGAAAUUGUGAUUGAAGAAAAGGAUAUUAGAGAUAAUGAAAUUAAUCAUCUUAAACAAACAGUAGAAAACCAAAAAAGAUAAUUGGAUGAAAAGGAAAACAAAAUUCUAAUAUAUGAGUUAAGAAUUAACAAAUUAACGAAGAUUUCAGUUAAUGAUUAAAGCAUUUCAAUGAAUUAUGAACAUUAAUUUAAUCAAUUAUGUAUGCAAUUUUCAAAGUAUAAGGAGGAAAACAUAAUAAAGUAAUUUAUUUUAUGAAUUAAAUUAUAGAUUACAAGAAUUAGAAAAAUAUCAAAGAAAUUAUUAGGAUGCCUUGGAUUUAAAUAAGAAGAUAACAAAUGAGAUUCAAAUUAUAAAAUAAGAAAAAUUUUAAUUAUAAACAGAAAAUAAUAAAUAUAAAAUUACAGUUGAAUCAUUUGAAUAAUUGGAAUAAGGAUAUAGAUCCAGCAUUUUGUAAUUGUAAUAAGAAAAUAGAGAAUUAAUUGAAGAACAUGAAAAUGAAAUUAAGAAAUUCUAAAAGAUACAAGUAGAACAUUCAUUUUAAGCACAAAGAAUUUAGGUAUAAUAAAACGAGAUUUUGGCAUUGAAUCAAAAUAUUUAACAAAUGAAAAUUGCAAAAAUUCAUUUGGAUGAGUUAUUUAUCAAAGAGAAGGCUCAAGUAGAGUUAUUAUAAAAUAGAUUAGAAGGAAAAGAAGAAACCAUUUUGGACAUAGAAAAAUGCUUAAGUUUCAGUCAAUAAAGAUUGCAAACUUUGACAACCGAGAUGAGUGAGUAGGAAAAUAAAUUAAGGAUUAAUUAAUAGGACUUUACAGCAGCUGAAUUAUCAUACAAGAAAUAAAUUGAACAAUUAGCAGAAACUUUAGAAAGGUAAAGACACGAACUUAUUAAUGAAAAAGAUAAACUUGAAGCACUUCAAAAUCAAUUUGAAUCCUAAAGAAAGGAAUUAGCAGAGAUUAAAGCUUUGUAUAAAGUAUAGGUUUUUGAGAAUAAUAAUUUAGUUACUAAAUAAAUAUGUUCGGAUCGUAUUAUCAAUAAUGAUAACCAAAGAUUUGGUGAAUUUAUUAAUGAAGUCACUGAUGUAUAAGUUAAGUAUGAAGAUUCUUUAAGGCUGUAUAAACAAUUAGAAAUUCAAUAUUAUGAAUUAGAAAAAGCGAUGAAUAAGGAUAAGGUGUUUUUAACAGGUGUAUAUGAAGGUAAAAUUAGUAAUUAUAAAUCAAUGUAAAAGGAGAUGGUUUCUAAGAUGAAACUUGAAGAUGCUUUAAGUUAAUGGGAUAGAACUAAUCAAAAACUUAUUAGAUUAGAUUAAGCAUUUAAAAAUCUUUACGAACAACUCAAAUAACUUAAAAGUGAAAAUUAGGUUAUCAACAAAGAAAAUGAGGAGCUGAAUUUUCAUUUAAGAGAGCAAAAAAACGUAAUUCAAAAAUUAAAAACAGAUAACAAAAACAUUACUAAUAAUUUAAAGCUAACAAAGUUCAAAUAAAUGAUAUAUUGUUCCUGUCUUAAGGAAGUGAAUAAAUAGGUAAAAUAAUUAACAGAUCUACUACUAUAAAACUAAAAUAGUAAUUUAGAGUUGAACAAUGAAUUAGCAAAAGUGAAGGAAGAAAAUCUUAAAUAAAAAUAACUUAUAAGAAGAUAUAGGUUAUCUGCUCAAGGGUAACAAUAACCAAGUCAAAUUCAACUAGAGGAAUAAGAUUCAGCAAACGAUCUCUAAAUUUUAUAAAUUAAUAAAUAACUUAACAAGUCUGAACAUUUAAAAUCAGAAAAAUCUUAAGAUGAUUAACCAAUUUCUCUUAAUAAUUCAAUUCUUUUGUAAAAUCAAACAAAAUAACUAAAAAAAUCUAAAUUUUAAAUUGAAGUAGAAUAAAUUGAAUAGAAUUUAUCCAAAAAAUAAUAAGAAGAGUAUUAAUUAAAAUUAGAGUAAUUGUCAUAAACUAUAGAUUUAAAAUAAUCUUAAAUUGAAAAUAAAACUUAAAAUUAACCAUAAAAAUUAAAUAGUAUUUAAAUUAAGGAUGAUCUUCUUAAUAUUGACUAGAGUCAGUUUUCAAAUGAUAACGAAAGGAAUUAACAAGCUGCUUAUUAAAAGUCUCGUAGUAUUAGUGUAAGUUAAGGAAGUAAAAGUCAGAGAAGCAACAAAUCAUAAGGAUAGAUGGAUUUCGUAGUGAGAGUCAAGAAAAAUACUUUGAUAUAAAAUGCAAAGAUGAAUUCAAAGUAAUUUGGUAGAUUAUUUUAAAUCACUAGAGAUCAUUAUCAAUCUUGA
Paramecium octaurelia is the source of this 3068-nucleotide messenger RNA. NCBI's taxonomy places the organism in Eukaryota, Ciliophora, Oligohymenophorea, Peniculida, Parameciidae. The record is from the annotation of a GenBank genome assembly.